AUGUUCUUUACAGGUCUUGAUGACAUUGAUUUUUUUCAGUCUUCCUUGAGUGAGCUGGGUGGUUGCAGACCUGCGUGUUACCUCCAACCCCUUGCGGCUGCCUUGGGGUCAUGCUACCUCACAGUGACAACUUCUCAUCUUGUGAUUUGUCAUUCUGAUCAGACAGCCCUCAGCACCUUUUUCCAGGAGACCAACAUCCCCUACAGCCACCACCACCACCAGAUGAUGUGCACCCCCGCCAAUACCCCCGCCACACCCCCCAACUUCCCUGACACUCUCACCAUGUUCUCCCGUCUCAAGGCCUCCGAGAGCUUCCACAGCGGUGGCAGCGGCAGCCCGAUGGCCGCAACAGCCACGUCACCCCCGCCACACUUCCCCCAUGCUGCCACCAGCAGCUUUGCGGCCUCCAGCUGGCCCACGGCGGCCUCGCCCCCGGGGGGCCCACAGCACCACCAGCCACAGCCACCCCUGUGGACUCCAGCACCCUCUUCUCCGGCUUCAGACUGGCCACCCCUGGCCCCGCAACAGGCCACCUCAGAACCCAGGGCCCACCCAGCCAUGGAGGCCAAGAGAUAA
Messenger RNA from Piliocolobus tephrosceles (Ugandan red Colobus), 576 nucleotides. RefSeq names its product UBA-like domain-containing protein 1. Lineage: Eukaryota; Metazoa; Chordata; Mammalia; Primates; Cercopithecidae. The coding region runs from base 1 to 576 and encodes 191 amino acids. The record is from RefSeq and is a predicted model, not a curated record. The transcript is spliced from 2 exons.